AUGCAGUCCAUCCACUUCGCCUUUAAGCUUCAAGUUCUACCCCGAUUUCGACGAGGCAUCACUGAGCUCGAAACGAAAAGCCCUAAAUUCAGCUCUCUCCUCGCAACCGUUCCGGACGGGCAAAUGGAGACAUUGAGCGGCCGCUCAUGGGGAGACAUUGGCGACACAACGGGUGGCAGCAGCAACGGCAGUAGCACUAAAAUCAAGCCAGCAUUGCCGCCUCCCAUCUCGACCAGUUCUUCAGUCUCAAUGCCGCCCGCCCCCAACACGUCACGGUUCAACCAUGCCACCAGUGCUGUUCUGCAGAACUACUGGGCUGAGUGUGCUAAGGAAUAG
Messenger RNA from Thyridium curvatum, 336 nucleotides. RefSeq lists its product as uncharacterized. The record is from RefSeq and is a predicted model, not a curated record. Bases 1 to 336 code for a protein of 111 amino acids. Lineage: Eukaryota; Fungi; Ascomycota; Sordariomycetes; Thyridiales; Thyridiaceae. The transcript is spliced from 3 exons.